Cynoglossus semilaevis (tongue sole) is the source of this 3088-nucleotide messenger RNA. It is a transcript of the gene elovl6, whose product is annotated as ELOVL fatty acid elongase 6. The transcript is spliced from 4 exons. Bases 493 to 1302 code for a protein of 269 amino acids. Gene Ontology annotation, molecular function: fatty acid elongase activity. Gene Ontology annotation, biological process: sphingolipid biosynthetic process; very long-chain fatty acid biosynthetic process; fatty acid elongation, monounsaturated fatty acid. Gene Ontology annotation, cellular component: endoplasmic reticulum membrane; endoplasmic reticulum. Lineage: Eukaryota; Metazoa; Chordata; Actinopteri; Pleuronectiformes; Cynoglossidae. The record is from RefSeq and is a predicted model, not a curated record.
CUCAUUUUCAUUCAUUUACAAGGUGUAAAUGCUAUGUUGAUGGACAGGUUGACGGAUGAGGUCAGACUGGAGGCUCAAUGGACCAAGAUGUUUACAGAUGACAUGUUGAGAGUAGGGAGCAGGUGGAUGGAAAACCUGGUGAGGUGGAGGUCUGCUUUGGAGAAAGCAGUUUGUGUAAUAGGGCGCCCCUAUCGGGCGAUGGAGAAAUGACCAAAAUGACAUCGUUUUGUGUCUAAGAGCGAACAAGUCCAGCGCUAGGACCCAGAUCUGCUGGUUCUGAGGAAGAGGGCGUAGGCUGGUGAAGCCGGUGUAGAGGAAGAAGACUUCUUCACUAAAAAAGCUACUGCACUCGCUCUACAGCGGGCUCCUGACACCAGUGAGCAAUGCGAGGUGGAGGCUGCGCACAAGAAGAACAGUAAAAAUCCAACCAAACCACACUUGAUCUCCGGGCUACGUCCAGAUUUUGCAGCGUGAUCACAGUCCAGCGUGAACAUGUCGGUCCUGGCUCUGCAAGAAUAUGAAUUCGAGAGACAGUUCAACGAGGACGAAGCCAUCCGAUGGAUGCAGGAGAACUGGAAGAAGUCCUUUCUCUUUUCGGCACUCUACGCUGCCUUCAUCCUUGGGGGUCGCCAUGUCAUGAAACAGAGGGAGAAGUUUGAGUUGAGGAAACCACUGGUGCUAUGGUCUCUCACGCUUGCGGUUUUCAGCAUAUUUGGUGCCAUCCGUACUGGCGGUUACCUGACGUACGUCUUGAUGACGAAAGGGCUUAAACAGUCAGUUUGUGACCAGAGCUUUUACAACGGUCCCGUCAGCAAGUUCUGGGCAUACGCCUUUGUACUUAGCAAAGCUCCAGAAUUGGGUGACACUCUGUUCAUUGUGCUGAGGAAACAGAAGCUCAUCUUUCUGCACUGGUACCACCACAUCACUGUGCUUCUUUACUCCUGGUACUCCUACAAAGACAUGGUGGCAGGUGGUGGAUGGUUCAUGACUAUGAACUACCUGGUUCACGCCGUCAUGUACUCUUACUACGCCUUGCGUGCUGCCGGCUUCAAAGUGUCCCGCAAGUUCGCCAUGUUCAUCACGCUGACCCAGAUCAGCCAGAUGGUCAUGGGCUGCGUGGUCAACUACCUGGUGUACUCAUGGAUGCAGCAGGGUCAGGAGUGUCCGUCCCACAUGCAGAACAUUGUGUGGUCCUCCCUCAUGUACCUCAGCUACUUUGUGCUUUUUGUCCAAUUCUUCUUUGAGGCCUACAUUGGCAAGUCUAAAUCAUCUGCUAAAACAGUCACUAAGAAGAGUGACUAAAGUUGAAUUUAAAAAAAUGCCAUAAAGAUGGGGAGAAGGGAGACGACAUAGAACAAAGGGAGAAGAUGAGAAGUAAAGGGACCAGUUAUUUGAGAAGAAGAGGGAGAGAGUGAGGGUUUGAAAGAUUGUAGAGCUUAAACCAAGGCCAAGGAGGUUUGGGGUGUGGAGGUUGGGGUGGGAGGGUGAGAGGCUAGCUGGUGUUUGUGCUUGAGCAUUACUACUAAUGUGCAGAUGUAAAAAGCCUGUCUGGAGGAUGCUGGGAAAGCCGGCGCCACAGCUAUCAGAAGCCAUCACGUUGUCCACCUGAAGUCUACAAAAAAAAAACAUGAUUUUUUAACAUGAAUAGUUGUUAAAAACAAACAGAAAAUAAAAAAAACGCAGAUUAAAAUCUGACAAAUGUUUACCUUUUAUUAAAAUAAAAUCAUACAUGUGAAGACAGAAGGAGCAUAUCCACCUGAAUAUGUUCACAUCUGUCAUCUGUGUUUGUUGUUUUGGUUUGGUUUUUAAACUGUCAAAGAAAAUGGUUGAAACACUGGUGAUGCUCGGACCUGCUGGUUGAUGUAAAACCGUGGUGUGAACAGCACUAUAUCUUCUUUGUCUUUCGUUACAAAUUGUGAUCUUUCUUCUCAGGUUUUAGGUUAUUUAUGAAUAUAAUAUGCAUAUCAAUAGAAGGUUUUUUUUACAUCAGCACUGGCCCACAGUAUGGCAGAUACUACAUUCAGCAUGGGCACAGAUUCUGAAAGAAAGCCAGGAUGAAGAAGAUUGGAUAUACAAAUUACUAUGAAGGAAAAGUGGAUGCCUGCAGUGCCGUGCUGCACUUCCUUGAAAAGUUGCCGACUGUGUUUGGUGAAGAACCUGUUGAUUUUUUUCUAAUGCUUGACGAGGACUGUCACUUUUUCCAACACGUUUGAAUAUAUUCUUUUAAUUUUGCUUAACUUUGUAUGUUGUUUAGUGAUUUAUGAUUCUUUUAUCCACCCAAAAACACAAACUCUCAAUUCCCUAGUCUUAUAAUUUCUAUGCAGUUGUUCAUCUGCUCUAGUGUCAAUUAUCAAUGAGCAGUAUGCCCGUCUUAGGUAGGCAUAGAUGUUUUAUUAUUUUUCCCGAAGCAGAUGUAGAAAAUGUGGCUAAUGGAAUUUCAUGACACUCCAAAAAAAACACUGAACAUGUACCUUUUAGUCACUUUGAAACCAUAAUUGUCUCUAAUGGUGACUGUUUAACAAAUUCAAACAUUCCUUUUUAUUAGGAUGUCUAAUUAAGCAUCAUGUGAGCAGCAUGCACAGGCAAAGAGAAAUGUGUUUUUUCGAGAACAAACAAAUAGCACCUCAGAAUUAGCUGAUUUUCUGUAAUUUCCGCAGCUAUUGUACAACCAGGAGAACUUUCUGGCUUGAUUUCUAACAGCAAAACAUCAGUCCUAAUGUCACUGUCCUUUUUUUUUUUAACCAUCAAAGACAUAUUCUCAAGGGGCUUUAAAUCCUGAACUAAGACAUUCACACCACGUUCAAACUUUGGAUGAAAAAUGCCAGCCCUUGAUUGGACUAGGUCACCACCAGCACCACCAGUGAAGAACACAAAGCUGAAUGCUUGAAGCGUGAACGAAGGAUGAACAUUUUUUUGUUUAGUAAAUAAAAAAGUGAAAUAUUAAACAUGCAAAUUGUCACAAUCUGCUGUGUUGACUGAAAACGUGUAACUUAAUGGCGUCUGUUGUGCUCUUGUGCAUUUGCACUGUGUUAAUGUCAAAAACACUUGUUGCUGAAAAAAUAAUGUAUAAACAAAGAGUGCUAAAAUG